Molecule: messenger RNA, 282 nt
Organism: Plasmopara halstedii
Lineage: Eukaryota; Oomycota; Peronosporomycetes; Peronosporales; Peronosporaceae
Exons: 4
Coding region: 1-282 (93 amino acids)
Source: RefSeq, a predicted model, not a curated record
AUGCUUCAAACAACUGAAUCGGAUUCUCUUCAUGAAGCCUUCAUUCGAAUUUUUCUCGGCUUUGAAGAUGUAAAUUUGCGGUUAGAUCAUACUGUGACGGCAGCCGAUGCAAACAGAUGGACGGAAGAUGAACCACUUCGAUUAAAGUACAAGAGACCAAGCUAUAGGAACAAAGUAUCAAAUUUUGUAGCAAACAACGAAUGGAUUGUGGGUCUUCUUGUUGGUGCCGUAAACUUUGGCUUCACAAUGUGGAUGAGUCGCUGUGACUUUGACAGACAUUGA